GACAUUUCUUAUGAAUGUGUAUUACAGAUGUCAGUAAACCCGGGCGGUCGGAGGCUGAAACAGUGGCUAGUAGAGCAGAUCCAGAGCGGCCAGUACCCGGGGCUGCUCUGGGAGGACGACAGCCGUACCAUGUUCCGCAUCCCCUGGAAACAUGCUGGGAAGCAGGAUUACAACCAGGAGGUCGACGCCUCUAUCUUCAAAGUAGGUUCAUUGACACUAAUUUCAAACGAGGAUUUUGUUGAUAGCGGUAGAUUUGAAGAGCAUAUUUAGAUAACGGAUAGGUGUAGCGUAAGCCUACGCUCUUUCCGCACGACUUUUGUCGAGGUACAUACAGCAUACACUUUUUUUUCGCGCCUACAAAUAGAACGGGUGUGAAAUUUUUGUUUUGUUGGUCUAACUAAAACAUUCUCACCACCUGUAACGCACAUAAAUAGGCUACACAUAAAUUGUAGAGUAGGAUGACAUAGUUGACAAUACAUUGAUCUAUGAGUCAUGGGGCUCUAUUUUAACAACACUAACGCAAUGCUAAAUCUAAGUGCUGGCCGUAUCAUUUGGUCUGGGGUGUGUAUUUGGCAGUGGAACGAAAGGGCUGGGUUCGGAUGAAUAAACAAGUUGUAGGUGUGACAAGGGCUUGGCCACUCAACGCAUUUCAUGGCUUAAUACUGCAUGCAUUUGUCUCAAGUUCUGUAGGUUAUUGAUGAUCUUUGCAUUGUCAUCAACUCCAAUUCGGCUGGGGGCAUGGACUAUUCUCGUCCUGGUCCAUUGUGGAUUGAUACUACAGCUUAUUAAAUAGCAUAGGCUACAGUAAUGAGUAAUAGCAACAGUAAAAUAAAUGCAGUGUUUGCUCAAUAGCCUAUGUUUGGAAUGUUGUCAGUCAACAGGGUUGUAAUUGGCUUCAACGAGCCUAGCCUAUAGCUUACAUGUCUUUACGCAUCGCACGUCUCCUAAAAUAUAAAAUUCUAGGCUCCUGCAAAUUGUAAUGUAUGUGUGAGACACAUUCUCAAUAAGCAAAAUAUAGCCUAGGCCUACCGUUGAUAAUGCAUUAUAGGACUGAAUAAUUUAAAUGCGUUUGGAGGAGCGUGUCUUUGGUAACCGGAUGAAAUGCACUCUUUGGAGAUGAGGAUGGAUACUUGAACAAGCGAAAUGAACUAUCUGCGUAUGUGAAAAAUGAAAAAGCAUAAAGAAAAAAACCUCCAAAAUAUUUCUAAGCACUCUCAGUAGACCAUUUAAAACCCCUUUAUCCAUAGGCUACUUGGCUAAUGGCCAGGAUAAAAAUAUGCAUCUAUGCAAUGGGCACUGUGCAUCAUGGCUGGAUAGGCUGCACUUCCGCCUCUCAAAAUCCAUGCCAUUAUCAACUGUGUUACCGUUAAGACCUGCUUUUUGUGGGUCUUAAAACUUCCCAUUAGCGCUCCAUGAAAUUGUCACUUUUGCGCUUGUUUUUAAGGACACACCUCAAAUAUUGCCACCCCUCCCACCUCAGUGCAAGCGAGCUGAUAUUAAACAGGUAAAUUGCCGAACCUGCGUUAUGGCUGGAAAAUGCCAGUGCACCAGUUUUUACACGACAGAAUUGCAAACGAAUGUGCAUAUGACACUUGCGCCUCCUUGGUGCCAGCUGAAAAUAGAGCCCAUGGUCAUAAUAAGUCAAGCAGAGAAAAAUGACAUGGAAAAUCUAAUAUCUUUGUGUAAUUAUAAGUAAUUACAACUUAACAGUUAACAAACAGAACCUGUCCAGUUUCAUGUCAUUACAAUUCAACCUUUGUUUUAUGUAACCUACCUUUAUUUAUCAUGUGAUUAAUUGUAUUCUGCCUAUCAAAGUAGUUGAGUUCUGAUUACUUCUAUGCAUGGCUUCAUCAUGGACUUUUCUAAUCUCUUUCGUCCGGUUCCAGAGCUUUUUGAAUAUUAGAAGUUGUUGAUGGCACCAGCAGGUAUGUGUUAUGUUUGGAUGUAUGUUACUCUUACUCGCUUUAUAAUGCACCUGCUCCCUCCCUGCAGGCCUGGGCUGUGUUUAAGGGUAAGUUUAAGGAGGGGGAGAAGGCUGAGCCUGCUACAUGGAAGACCAGGCUGCGGUGUGCCCUCAAUAAGAGCCCCGACUUCGAGGAGGUGGGAGACAGGUCCCAGCUGGACAUCUCUGAGCCCUACAAGGUGUACCGUAUCGUCCCCGAGGAGGAGCAGAAGAGUGAGUUCAUAUUUCACUGUGGAGACAUUAGAAUAAUGAACAUUAUAAACACCUGUAUUGAAUGGAUGUAGAGUCAAAUUGCGCCCAUGCAAAUGAUUUAUUAAAAAGUCAAAAUGUUUCAGCAGCAGGAUGUUGCCCUGAUCAGAGUUGAAAAAACUCAGAAACCUGGACAAAGACAGCUUGCUGCUGAAACUUGAUUUACAUUUGACCAUCAGCCUUUUCCGUAGUAAAUAGAAAGAAUAGCGGUGACAAUAAUACUAACAACCAUGCUCUCCCCUCUGCUCCAGCAGGUAAAAGUGCAGCAGCAGCUUUGACAUCUAGCUCUGGUGACAUUACUGACAUGGACUGCAGCUCUGCAGACCUGGAGGAGCUCAUCAAAGAGGUGAAACAGGUAUGCUUUUUUUCUUUCCAUCCAUUUCUUCCUUUCCUCUCUCUGUCUAUAUUUCUCACCGACUUCACUCAGUUUUCUUGUUUUUUACUGUCUGUCAAGUUUUCCCUCCUUUUCUGUCUCUCUAUCCUCCGCUAUCAACUAUCUUACCUCUUCUGUUUCUAAAGUAGCUUUUAUAUGUAUGAUUGUUGAUGUAUGGUUGUAUGGUUAUUAGAGACUAAUUGCAUAGUGUGUUAUUCCAUUGUCAGUCUUCCAGUGAUGAGUACCUGGGUAUCAUCAAGAGGAGCCACUCUCCCCAGGAGGAUGGCUGUAGGAUGCAGCCCAGCCCAGAGUACUGGUCCCAGGGCAGUGUCAGUGGUAAGGGUCCUUCUCCACUCAGUCAACGGUUAUUUUCUUUAGCAGUGUCAUCCAAUCUAGACGAGUAUCGCCAACAUGAGGUGGUGUCAUGCCCGUUUAAACACUUUCAUAAAGUGGUGACUGGAACAUAUAUGUAUGUGAAUUAUCUGAUCUAUUUAAUUAGAGUUAGCAAACACCUAUACAUCAUAUUGUCCUUUGUUAAAAGUAUAUGUCUAGCUGUUUUCCAUGAGGACAUUUUUAAAAGGUGUAUAGAGAAACUUGCACGUUUAUGUCUCCUGUAUCAGAGUGGGCAUUAUUGUGGCAUGUUCUAUGCUCUGUGAGGCUACAGUUCCUCCUUUGUGAGAGUUGAGAUUUAUUCAUUUAAAAAUAACUGCAUAUCUAUAGUGAUGCAAAACUCUGUGACAUGACCUUACAGUUAUGGCUUCUAACACAAGCUUGUUUACAUGAUUCUAGAAUUGUAGAGGGGGAAGAAUUGGCUAAUAUCCUUUAGCACUUUGCUGACUAAGGUGUUUUUUUCUUGGUCACGCCGCCUCUGAGUCUUUUGUGCUUGACGGGCUGUAUUUUUUGAUGAAAUGACAAAUAAUGACAUGAUAGAGUGGUCAGAUGUUUUUCACGGUCACUCAAGAUCAUUGCAUCUUAAUGAGCAUGCUGCAUAUGUAAGAGGAAGGAAAUAUUUUAAUUUCAUGAUGGAAAAAAUCUAAACCACAAAGUCAGUUAUCUUUUUUAUUAUUAUUACCCUGCAGUCUUCCCGGGGCAUCAAGAUCCCUCGCCGAUGGGUUCUUUCAAUGCCGGUAUGUUUCCUCAGUAUUUCUAAAUACUGAUUAAUUUAUUUCCAUUCCUCUGCGAGACUUAAUAGAAGACAAUACAGUGGCUAACUCAACACUUUCCUCCCUCUGUUUCCAGCCUUCUCUCAGAUGAUCAUCAACUUCUUCUACGGUGGGAAGCUGAUGGACAGCAUGGUGACCUCUCACGCUGAUGGCUGUCGUAUCUCUCCGGGUCAGCCUCCCUUGGUCCAGCACAGGUCCCCCUACGGUCUCCCAGACAGCCUGCAGAACGUACGUUUCCCCCCCGCUGAGCUCAUUGAGGCUGAGCGCCAACGCCAUGUCACCCGCAAGCUCCUGGGCCACCUGGAGAGGGGCGUGCUGGUCCGUGCCAACCGCGAGGGCAUCUUCAUCAAGAGGCUGUGCCAGAGCCGUGUGUUCUGGAGCGGGCUGGGGGGAUUGGGUCCCCACUACAGCCCUGGGGGGCCCUGCAAACUGGAGAGAGAUGCUGUGGUGAAGAUUUUUGACACAGGAAGGUUCUUCCAAGGUGAGGAGGAAGGAACUCAUGUUGUUUUUGUUGUUGAUUUAUGA
Coregonus sp. 'balchen' is the source of this 4273-nucleotide messenger RNA. Lineage: Eukaryota; Metazoa; Chordata; Actinopteri; Salmoniformes; Salmonidae. The record is from the annotation of a GenBank genome assembly.